AUGUCGUCCAACGGUACCACAACGAGGAAGAUUGUCUGCUUCUCAGACUUCGAUGGGACGAUAUUCAUGCAAGACACAGGCCAUGUCCUCUUCGAUAACCUAGGAUGUGGCGCCAAGCGCCGCCAAAUGCUCGACGAGCAAAUCAAAUCCGGCGAGCGCUCAUUCCGCGAAGUCUCCGAGGAAAUGUGGGGUUCGCUACGGAUCCCCUUCGAGGACGGCUUCGAUGUGAUGCAGGAGGAGUUGGAUAUUGAUCCUGGGUUCCAGGAAUUUCACAAGUUCUGUAUCGAAAAGGGGAUUGAUUUCAAUGUUAUCAGUGCUGGUUUGAAGCCUGUUUUGCAGAAAGUGCUGGACACUUUCCUGGGAGAGCAAGAGGCUUCGCGCAUUCAGAUUGUCGCCAAUGAUGCAGAAAUCAAGUCCGACGGGUCGGAGUGGAAGCCGAUCUGGAGGCAUGAAACAGAGCUUGGCCACGACAAGGCGCUGUCUAUCAAAGAGGGUCGUGCGCAAGCAGCAGAAGAUGCUUUGGAAGGAGAGAUCCCUCUUAUCAUCUUCAUUGGUGACGGCGUGUCCGACCUCCCGGCUGCUCGCGAAGCAGACGUUCUCUUUGCGCGCAAGGGCCUGCGGUUGGAGGAAUACUGCAUUGAGAACAAGAUCCCCUACAUUGGUUUCGACUCAUUUUCCGACGUCAAGCGGGAAGUAGAAGCGAUCAUGAAGGAGGAUCAGGAGAAGACCAAGGGUGUGGGCAAGCCUGCCCGAUUCAACCCCCGGGCUAAUAUGUGGCGGCGGAUUUCUAGCAGGCAGGCUGUCCCGAAGUUCGUCGCUGCGACGCCAUCCAACGAAGAGAAGAUGUUCCUCUGGCCAGAGAGCUUCUCCGAAUACCGACCCAAGAAUGCGGAUGAUAUCCGAGUGUGA
Molecule: messenger RNA, 909 nt
Organism: Aspergillus tubingensis
Lineage: Eukaryota; Fungi; Ascomycota; Eurotiomycetes; Eurotiales; Aspergillaceae
Product: putative 2,3-diketo-5-methylthio-1-phosphopentane phosphatase
Exons: 4
Coding region: 1-909 (302 amino acids)
Molecular function (GO): phosphatase activity
Source: RefSeq, a predicted model, not a curated record